UUCCUUUGCAGUGUGAUAGAAGAGAGGCAGGAGGAAGCUGGAAGCGGCGCUUGCUCUGUUUGCAAAGGUGGCGAGCGUAACUGUGGAGUACAUGAACUGAUCUGCGUCAGAAAAGUCUCUCCAGAGGUGCUGGGGUUUCUGACAGCCAUCGGACUCUUCAUCAUCCUCAUGACUUUCCUCUUUUGGUACCUCAACAAUAAGUUGGCACUAGAGAACCCAGGGAGCCUUCAGUGCCUUGAUGAAUUCAGGAAAACCACUGAGCUGCAAGAUAAGGUCUACGCCGACACUGACUUGCAGGCUUCAUCGUCGGACAGCGAGGAUGAACUGAUGGGUCAGUAUCAGGAAGCGGUCAGCCGCUCCCAGGGCCUCAGAGGAGGAGCCAAGGUGUCCUCUAAUGCCAAGCACACUGGAGGUUUCAGCUGGGAGAGUCGGCAGAAGUACAGCCCGCUUACUGCUGAUUAUGAUGGCUACAGCAGUGAAGCCUCAGCUGAUGAUGUCAACUGCAUCCAGAGGAUGAGACGGACGCCGCCACUGGAUGAGCUUCAGCCACCGCCCUAUCAGGAUGAGAAUGGCUCUCCGAGGAUGUCCUGCACUCUCUCAGAUCUGGGUGAUGCCAAGUGUGAUCUGUCCCACACCAGCGGUAGCCCCCACCUCUCUUUUGGCAAGUGUCCCAGUGAGGAGAGCGACGGCCCUGAGACUGAGAGUUACCUCAACAAGGGCUAUGAGGAGGACGUGCCCAGUGACAGUACAGCUGUCCUCAGCCCGGAGGAUAUGUCAGCCCGUGGAUCAGCAGCCCAGCUGCCGAAAGGUUAUGAACCAGAUCCUGUUGCAAAAUACGGGACCCUCGACAUCGUGUUUGACUACGACUCAGAGGAGCAGCAGCUGUCUGUGACCAUCAUGGCAGUAACCGACCUUCCAAGCUACAAGCGCACCGGUAACAUCUCCUGGCAGGUUCAUCUGGUGCUUCUGCCCACCAAGAAACAGAGGGCGAAGACGGGGAUCCAGAGAGGCCCGUGCCCCAUCUUCACGGAGACCUUCCGCUUCAGCCAUGUGGAGUCAGAGAUGAUCAGCAAUUAUGCUAUCAGAUUCCGCCUUUACAGCAUGCGACGGAUGAAGAAGGAGAAGGUGCUCGGGGAAAAGGUGUUCUACCUCACCAAGCUCAACCUUCAGGGCAAAAUGUCGGUGCCGGUCACAUUAGACCCAUGCUGUGCACUCCCGGGUGGCGAAUCCCAGGUCAGCCUCUCAGAUAUGACAUGCAGUGAAAGCGCCUCGUCAUUCCAGUCAGUCAGUCAGGCUUCCACACCGGAGAUCCUCGUGGGCCUGGUUUACAACGCCACAACAGGACGUCUCUCUGUGGAAGUUAUCAAAGGCAUCCACUUCAAAAACCUGGCUGCUAACAAACCACCCACUGUCCAACCCUUGUUGUCAGAUGGACUGUUCUGUUGUCUAAAACACUUGAUAGGUGGACAGGUUUAUAUUAUCAGAGAUACAUAUGUUAAGCUGACCUUACUUAACUCCAUGGGCCAUGAGAUGUCCAAGUGUAAGACCUCCAUCUGUCGAGGUCAGCCCAACCCAACCUACAAAGAGACGUUUGUCUUCCAGGUAGCUCUUUUCCAGCUAUCGGACGUCACGCUCAUCCUAUCCGUCUACAACAAGCGCAGCAUGAAGCGCAAGGAGAUGAUUGGUUGGAUUUCACUGGGCCUCAACAGCUCUGGAGAGGAGGAGCUCACCCACUGGACUCAGAUGAAAGAGUCUAAAGGACAGCAGGUUUGCCGCUGGCACAGCUUGCUGGAGUCUUAAUGGCACAGCAAGAAAGCGCGCGGGCAUAGCUACAUGGCGCCGCCGCCGUCCUUAUCCCAGAUGGGCAGGAAAUGGAAAUGUUCAACUGGGAAGCAGGAGUGCGAUGCCGUCCAAUGAACCAGCGUCAGUGGUGAUGAAGAGACGGGAACACAACCACACGCAUCUGCACUCAGUUUCUCAGCUCGGCAUGGCAUAAGCGAUUUCAUGGCUCUGUUUGAAUAAACAGUCACUGCCAUGAAUUAGUUUUAUGACGAGAAAUGCUAUUUUCCAUAUACUGCCGUGUAAUGACCUUUAAGUUUUUGUAGAUGGCAUCUUUUUGUCUGCUGAGCUGGUUUAGCUGGGGCCUGCUCCAUGGGGAAAGUUUUAGACAAGAUCAUUGAGCAAAUUGCACCUGGUAGCCAUGUGUACCCACACCUCCAGCCGCAUAAAUAGAAGUUUCUAAGGAAGGCUUUAAUUUUUAUAAUUAUAUAUGUUUUUUAACAAAUAUUUUCCAGACCACCUCUUAGCAGAUCCUUACCUCAAAAUUUAGCUGGAGAUAACUUCUUACCUGGAAAUGUCAAACGAGGUUGGACAUCACCAUUGUGUCAUCCCCAUCGACUUCAAAAGCACAAGAAGUUUGGCAGAUUUUAAAGUGGCAGUUCUAAAAUGGUGUGAAAUAGGGACUGUAAAAGAAUUAAAAAGAAAAAAAGCUUCUGAACUGCAAGACCCAGCAGAAAGUGUCUGUACUUCUUUAAAAUACUACAAGCAAUCUGAAGUGCUUCAGUCAAAGGCAGCUGGACUGCUUUUAGGUUUUUGAAGACAUCGUCACCUCUCGUCUGAAAGGGUUAUUUGCACCUAAAGUAGAAGAGACACUGGAGAAUACAAAUGUUCAGAUUUUGGAUUCACGACUGUACCCACGUGAGCACAACUCAUGAUCUUAGGUGGCGCACUGGACAGGAUUCUGAAUCAGCCUUUAGAACUGAAAAAAGUCUUUACUGAAAAGUAAAACCUCUUCAGGAACCAAAAGCAAGUGCAGCUGCCUUCAGUUCAAGCACUUUAGAUUACCAUAACUUAGACGAGUGAGAACCCAUUCAGUCAUAAAUAGUAAAAAGGAACUUAUGGAGAGGUAAAACUAGUCACCAUGGAACUUCCAUAAAAUCCUAGUUCUUACAUUGGAAAUGAGGUUCAUGUAGCUCAAAGUGCAAGCCUUAGCUUGUUUAUUAUAUAACAAAGGCCACAUCCACACUAAUGCGUUUUCGCUUGAAGACGCGUCUUUUUCUCUCCGUUUUGGCCUCCCGUCCACACUGAGACGGCGUUUUGAAAAUGCUCUCCAAAGCGGAUACAUUUGAAAACGCCGUUUUCACGUCACAGUGUGGACAGCGAACCCAGAGCCUUUUCGAAAACGAUGACAUUUUAGUCAUUAGAUGCAGUCAUGUGACCAAUUCAACUAAGAUAGCGGUCAUGUGACCAAUUCAACUAAGAUAGCGGAGGGCAUUACACAGCAGUUGUUUUGUUUGUGCUCAAUUUUGACAGCCCUAUUAAAG
This is a messenger RNA of Oreochromis niloticus (Nile tilapia), 3323 nucleotides long. It is a transcript of the gene syt14a, whose product is annotated as synaptotagmin XIVa. NCBI's taxonomy places the organism in Eukaryota, Metazoa, Chordata, Actinopteri, Cichliformes, Cichlidae. The transcript is spliced from 9 exons. Bases 169 to 1800 code for a protein of 543 amino acids. Gene Ontology annotation, molecular function: phospholipid binding. The record is from RefSeq and is a predicted model, not a curated record.